AUGUCCUACCAAGACCCUCGAGACUCGGUGUUGAACAAGCCAAAGCCGGUCAUCCAUUUGCCUAAAGAUCUUCUGGAUCGUAUCACCAAAGGUGCUGAGCCAUAUCCCAUCCUACAAGGGAGAAAGUAUGAAUAUGGCACUGCAGGAUUUCGCAUGAAAGCAGAUGUUGGCCUGGACCAUGUCAUCUACACCGUUGGGCUUAUCGCCGCUCUCCGUUCCAAGAAGCGCAAUGCGACGAUCGGGAUCAUGAUCACCGCCAGCCACAACCCGGCGGAAGACAACGGAGUCAAGUUGGUAGACCCUAUGGGUGACAUGCUUGAGCAAUCAUGGGAGGCUUAUGCGACUGUCCUGGCCAAUACUCCCAGUGAGAAGCUCGGGGUGGAAUAUGAGAAAUUGUUGAACGAGACCUUGAUCAGCAACAUCAGCCAAUUCCAUGAACGACCGGCAAAGGUGGUGUUUGCUCGUGACACCCGUGCUUCCGGACCGUACCUGGUCACCGCUCUCAAAGCAGCCUUGGACGCUGUCAAUGUCGAGUAUGCUGAUCAUGGCCUCAUGACCACCCCUCAAUUGCAUUAUAUUGUCCGUUGUAUCAACACCAGGAAUUCCCCAUAUGCUUUUGGCGAGCCGACCGAGCAAGGCUACUAUGAAAAGAUGGCCAAGGCAUUCAAGACCAUCAUGCACGGCCGUACCAUCCACGGACCUAUCACUGUCGACUGUGCCAACGGCGUUGGAGGCCCCAAGUUGAGGGAACUGAUCAAAUACCUACCCUCGGCGAAGGAAGGAGGCAUUGACAUCAAGGUGGUCAAUGAUGAUGUGGUCAGACCUGAAGCCCUCAACUUCGAGUGCGGUGCGGACUUUGUCAAGACUAAACAGCGGGCUCCCCCGAGUUCCAACGCGAAGCCGGGCGAUCGCUGCUGUUCUCUCGACGGCGAUGCCGAUCGUCUGGUGUACUACUAUACUGACGAGCAAAACACCUUCCACCUUCUGGACGGUGAUCGUAUCGCUACUCUUGGAGCUGUUUUCCUUGCGGACAUGACUCGUGUUGCCGGGCUUGACCAGAAACUGAAGAUCGGAAUCGUCCAGACCGCCUACGCCAACGGCGCUGCUACCGAGUAUGUGGAGAAAGUACUCAAGCUGCCAGUCACCAUCACUCCUACCGGCGUGAAACACCUCCACCACGCUGCUGCCCGCUACGACAUUGGUGUCUAUUUUGAGGCGAACGGACACGGCACGGUGCUCUUCUCAGAGAACGCGAUUAAGCUCAUCAGAGAGUCCGAACCCAAGUCCCCUGGCCAGAAACAUGCCCUCGACUCUCUUCGCGCUUGCAUCGACCUGAUCAACCAAGCCGUUGGUGAUGCCAUCUCCGACAUGCUGUUCGCCGAAGUCGUACUUGCUCACAAGUCCUGGACUCUCGAGAACUGGCGCAACACCUACAUCGACCUUCCUAAUCGCCUGGUCCGUGUCGUGGUCAAUGAUCGUUCCAUCUUCAAAGCCGUUGAUGCAGAGAGAAGACUCGAGUCACCCAAGGGCGCCCAGGAGGAGAUCGAUAAGUACUGCCAGAUGUACAUCAAGGGUCGUGCCUUUGCCCGGGCAUCUGGGACAGAGGAUGCGGUCCGUGUGUACGCCGAGGCCCACUCCAAGACUGAGGCGGAGAAGCUUGCCGGUCAAGUCGCCGAGGUGGUGAGGAAGUACGGGACGAUGUAG
Molecule: messenger RNA, 1704 nt
Organism: Fonsecaea erecta
Lineage: Eukaryota; Fungi; Ascomycota; Eurotiomycetes; Chaetothyriales; Herpotrichiellaceae
Exons: 6
Coding region: 1-1704 (567 amino acids)
Biological process (GO): UDP-N-acetylglucosamine biosynthetic process; carbohydrate metabolic process
Molecular function (GO): magnesium ion binding; phosphoacetylglucosamine mutase activity
Source: RefSeq, a predicted model, not a curated record